AAUACUCUAUAAAAUCUCAGUCCUCCAUUUUGCAGUUCACAUGAACGUGUCAAAGAAGUGUUAUAUUCCCCUAAUAUAAGAACGUGUUAACUUCUCUGUGGAGAAAUUCUCCUUCCCUCCGUUUAAUCCACCGUUUGACACGUUCAUUUCUCAAAAAAUGUCAUCAACCUCUUUGCUAGUUGGUCCACCAGCCCUCCGCUAUGAACCACCGUCGACCGCCGUUGAAAUUCCCGUGUCCGGUGACGAUCCCAUAACCAAUUUAACUGAUAAAACCUCAAAUCUCGAUCUCUCGAAGCUUCCUCUGAGGGGUUUGACGGAAAACAAUUCAGCCACUUUCAUAUCAUCCGGCAACCCAUGUUUGGAUUUCUUCUUCCACGUGGUGCCUGACACGUCACCCGAUGAUCUGAUCGGACGGCUGGAAUUAGCUUGGGCUCACAAUCCUUUAACGGCUCUGAAACUGAUUUGCAAUCUCAGGGGCGUUAGAGGCACCGGUAAGUCUGAUAAAGAAGGGUUUUAUACGGCAGCGUUUUGGUUACACUAUACUCACCCUAGAACCCUUGCUUGUAAUGUUCACGCCUUUGCUGAUUUUGGGUACUUUAAGGAUUUUCUAGAAAUUUUGUAUAGAAUUCUAGAAGGACCAUUUGUGAGGCAAAAAGAGAAAGAGGAAAGAGAACAAUGGCGAGGUCGUGGCCGUGGUCGGGGUAGAUUUAAGAGGGUUAAUAGGCCUAGUGAAGGAAAUGAGGAGAAGAAGGAGAAAAUUAAGAAAAAUUUGGAGGAAAUAAAGGAAGAAAUGAAGGCAGAACAAGAGAAAGCAAGAUGUUUGAGGAAGGAAAAAGAGAGAGCUAAGGCGAAAAAGGCGUUAGAAAAAUACUAUUCUGAUGGGAAUUAUAGGCUUUUACAUGAUAAGAUUUCGGAUUUUUUUGCUGAGCUUUUGGGGGCUGAUAUUGAGAAAUUGAAUUCGGGAAAAGUUAAUGAGAUUAGUUUGGCUGCGAAAUGGUGUCCGACCGUUGAUUCGUCGUAUGAUAAGGCGACUCUGAUGUGUGAGAGCAUUGCGAAAAAGAUGUUUCCUAGGGAGAAUUAUAGUGAGUACAAUGGGGUUGAGGAGGGUCAUUAUGCUUAUAGGGUAAGAGAUAGAUUGAGAAAAGAUGUGCUCGUGCCUUUACACAAGGCGUUAGAGUUGCCGGAGGUGUACAUGAGUGCUAAGAAGUGGAAUUCAUUGCCAUACAAUAGGGUGGCGUCUGUGGCGAUGAAGAACUACAAGGAACUCUUUUUGAAGCAUGACAAGGAGAGGUUUGACAAGUAUCUUGAGGACGUGAAGUCAGGGAAGGCAAAAAUUGCAGCCGGAGCGUUGCUUCCACAUGAGAUUAUUGGGGCAUUGAGCGACGGAGAUGGUGGGGAAGUAGCUGAACUUCAGUGGAAAAGAAUGGUUGAUGAUCUUUGUAAGAAAGGAAAAUUAAGUAAUUGUAUCGCGGUAUGUGAUGUUUCUGGGAGUAUGAGUGGGAUACCGAUGGAGGUUUCUGUGGCACUUGGUGUGUUGGUUUCAGAAGUGAGUGAGGAACCGUGGAAGGGAAAAUUGAUCACGUUUAGCGCUGAUCCUGAAAUGCAGAAAGUUGAAGGUGAUACUUUAAAAGAGAAGACUGAAUUUGUCAGGUGUAUGGAUUGGGGUAUGAACACAAACUUCCAGAAAGUGUUUGAUAGAAUUUUGGAAGUGGCAGUAGAAGGAAAACUAAGUGAGGAUCAAAUGAUAAAGAGGUUGUUUGUGUUCAGUGAUAUGGAAUUUGAUCAGGCAUCUGAAAAUGCAUGGGAGACGGAUUAUCAAGCAAUACAACGGAAAUUUGUAGAGAAGGGAUACAAAAAUGUGCCAGAAAUUGUGUUUUGGAACCUUCGAGAUUCAAGGUCGACUCCAGUUUUGGAGAAGCAGAGUGGUGUAGCUCUUGUGAGUGGGUUUUCUAAGAAUCUGUUGACCAUGUUCUUGGAGGCUGGUGGAAUCGUUAAUCCCGUGGACGUUAUGGAGCUUGCUAUUUCUGGUGAUGAGUACAAGAAGCUUGUAGUUUAUGACUAAUUAAUGUGUGGUUGCUCUAUGUGUUUUGGUUUUAGUUUUUAAACUAUAUUUUCCAAUUUUGUUACACCGUCUCUCUUAGAUGAAAGAAUUAUGUGUUACUUACAGUCAACUGGUGACAUUAAGCUUUGCUUUUAUGGAUAUGGAGAAUACUUGGAUAAUCUUGUGUUUUC
Nicotiana attenuata is the source of this 2232-nucleotide messenger RNA. RefSeq lists its product as uncharacterized. The record is from RefSeq and is a predicted model, not a curated record. The transcript has a single exon. The coding region runs from base 158 to 2062 and encodes 634 amino acids. NCBI's taxonomy places the organism in Eukaryota, Viridiplantae, Streptophyta, Magnoliopsida, Solanales, Solanaceae.